AUGGCUUUGACAAUAGCAUCACUAAACGUCAGGGGAUUAAGAGACAAUACAAAGCGUAGAGAGGUGUUUAAUUGGCUUCGCAAAAAAAAUUACUCGGCAUAUAUGCUACAAGAAGUCCACUGCACUGAAAAUACUAAUCACGUAUGGUCUGCUGAAUGGGGCUAUCAAGCUAUUUUUAGUACUUAUAAGAGCAAUAAAGCAGGGGUAUGCAUCCUUUUCAACAACAACUUCGAUUUUCAAAUAGAAAAAACUUACACUGACCCCCAAGGACGCUUCAUUAUUUGCGACAUUAAAACCAAUGAAAAGUGUUUUACUUUAGGGAACAUAUAUGCUCCUAAUGAAGACAACCCAACUUUCUUCCUUGACUUCUUUGAUCACCUUGCAGAUUUCAAAUGUGAUGAUAUUAUUAUAGGAGGCGACUACAACCUUGUACUGGAUUUAGAGAAGGACAAGAUGGGUGGUCUUACUAAAACUCACCAAAAUAGUGUUAAAGUUGUUCAAGAAUUCUCUGAGAAACUAGAUCUGGUAGACGUCUGGAGGAUUCUACACCCAGACACUAGUAGAUUUACCUGGAGACAACGUCAUCCAAAAGUACACUGUAGGCUCGAUUUUUUUCUAGUAAGCCAAAGCACAGUUAACAUCACGACCCUCGCAGAUAUCGUCCCAGGUUAUAAAACCGACCACUCAAUGACUACGUUAUGCUUAUCACUACAUUCAAAUCUACGUGGACCAGGUUUCUGGAAACUAAACACAUCUUUUUUAACUGAAUUGGAUUACGUAAACCAAAUUAAAACAACGAUUCAGGAAACACUCGAUGAGUACAAAAAUGACGAAUCGGUAAAUCCUUCACUUCUUUGGGAAAUGAUAAAGCUAAAAGUGCGCGAAAAAUCGCUCCGCUACUCCAAGAGCAAAACAAAGCAAGCUAAACAACGCGAAACAUUUCUGGAACAAACAAUUGCCAGAUUAGAAGCGGAUCUCGAUAAUAAAAACUCCGAUGAAAUGCACUCCUUACACCUGGAGGAACAAUUGAAUGAAAGCAGGCUUGAGCUUGAAAAGAUAAUUGAAAUCCGCACCAAAGGCGCAAUUUUGAGAUCUAAGUCUAAAUGGUAUAAUGAAGGAGAGAAAAACACCAAGUAUUUUCUUAAUUUAGAAAAACGACACUACAAGCAAGGGACAAUAAGUCAAAUUAAAAUAAACGAUAGCGAAUUUGUCACCUCGGAUAAAAAAAUAUUAACUGAAUGUGUGGCGUUCUAUAAAAAUCUCUACUCAUCCAAAGGUAACACAUACAACCAAGAUGGUACAACUGUUUUCUUUGAGGGUGGUGAUGAAAGAGCCAUUGACGAACAUGAAUUAACUUCGUGCGAAGGAGUUUUAACUGAAAAAGAGUGCCUUGAGGCUUUAAGAGAUAUGGAAUCAGAAAAGACCCCUGGGACCGACGGCCUACCAGCCGAAUUUUACAAAGUGUUUUGGAAAGAUGUAUCCAGCACCCUAAUUAGCGCACUGAACUACGCUUAUGAAACUGGAAAACUCUCAAUAACCCAGAGAAGAGGAAUUAUCAAACUUAUCCCUAAGAAAGACGCAGAACCGUUCUUUAUUAAGAAUUGGAGACCCCUAACCCUCCUGAACAGCGACUAUAAAAUAGCGGCAAAAUCAAUUGCUAAUCGCUUGAAACCUCUCCUCCCUGAUCUCAUUAAUUACGACCAGACUGGCUUUAUAAGAGGUCGUUUUAUCGGAGAAAACAUCCGCCUUAUCGAUAGCGUUAUUUGCUACGCUAAAGAAAACAAUAUACCAGGAUUACUUUUGUUUUUAGAUUUUGAAAAAGCUUUUGACACGAUAGAAUGGCCUUUCAUUAGGAAAACCUUUCAACAUUUUGGUUUUGGUAGUAGCAUCUUAAAAUGGCUAAACCUUUUCUAUUGCUGCCCAGAAAGCUGCGUUUUGAAUAAUGGUUGGGCGAGUGAUUUUUUUGAAAUCCAAAAAGGUGUAAGGCAAGGCUGUCCCCUCUCACCUUAUCUGUUUGUUCUGGCAGUAGAAGUUUUAGCUAAGGCAAUUCGUGAAAAUAAAAGUAUUAAAGGGAUCUUUGUAAACGGUAAAGAAAUAAAACUAAGUCAGUAUGCAGACGAUACAACUCUUAUACUAGAUGGAACAAAGGAAUCGUUAAUAGCCUCUCUCAAAACACUGGACGAUUUUUAUGAAGUCUCUGGCUUAAAACUUAAUGACAAAAAAACAGAAGCCUUUUGGAUUGGGGCAAAUUGUAACAAAGAUGAAAUAUCAAUUGUCGGAAGAAACUUUAAAUGGCCGAAGUGUAAAGUUAAAGCUUUAGGUGUCUGGUUUUCAAAUGAUCCGGAAGCAACUGCAACUUUAAAUUAUAAUGAAAAACUAGAUAAGGUCCGGAAUGUUUUGAGCUGCUGGAAAUACCGUAGACUUACCCUAGUUGGAAAGAUAACGGUCCUAAAAAGUCUGGUUGCCUCUCAGCUCGUUUAUGUGCUCUCACCUUUACAUACAAAUGUGAAAAUUAUCAAAGAAGUAAACAAGUUAUUUUUUUCAUUCCUCUGGAAUGGAAAAGGAGAUAAAAUCAAACGAGACAUUAUAACAAACGAUUAUGCUAAUGGAGGACUUAAAAUGAUAGACAUACAGUCUUUUAACAAGUCCCUGAAAGCUACAUGGAUUAAAAAAUAUCUGGAUGAAGAGAACCAGGGAAAAUGGAAAUAUUUUUUUGAUAUAGAGUUAGAGCGAUUUGGAGGCACAAUAGUCCUCACUAGUAAUUUAAACAAGAAAGAUACCAUUGAGAAUCUCAAGAUUAAGAAUAACUUUAUAAAAGAGAUACUUUCAAUCUGGGCGGAAGUCAAUUUUGAUGAAAACAUAACGUCCGAGAAACAAUUUCUUGAACAAACUUUAUGGUACAACUCACUCAUUAGAAUCGAUAACUGCCCCGUCUUCUAUCGUGAAUGGUUUGAUCGAGGCGUUACGAAAGUGAAACAUUUGAAAGAUGAACAUAACAAAUUUUUAUCACUAGCUGAGCUGCAGCAAAAAUACAGCCUCAAAGUUUGUCUUUUAAAGUAUUUCGGACUAGUGUCUGCUCUAAAAUCUCUUUGGACUACAUGUAAAACAAACUGUAUCAAAAACUGCAACAAUUAUGAAACCUUUGUAGUAAGAUUAACAGAAUGCCAAAGUGCGAGCAAACUUGUAUACACCAAGUUGCUUUCUACAAAAUGCAAGUUACCAUCCCAUAAUCAACAGAAAUGGCUAAAAGACUGCAACGAAAAUGAUGUGGAGGCGAUUAAUUGGCGGGAAGCCUACCAGUUGGCCGCUAAAUAUACUAAAAGUACAAGAAUUAUUGAAUUCCAAUAUAAAUUUUUACAUAGACGAAUAUCAACGAACGACUUCUUAACAAAAAUUGGCGUAAAAGACAACCCAAAUUGUUCUUUUUGUAAUAAUGAACCGGAGAAACUUCUUCAUCUUUUUUGGUCUUGUCCUAAAGUGGCCUUUUUCUGGCAUAGUUUAUCUCUUAAGCUGACUUUGCUCCACAUUACACCGGAACAUUACACAUUAGAUAUAUUUGUUGCACUUGGUCUAAAGCCGGAUUCUUCAAAAAACUGCCAGCAAAUUAAUUUCCUUUUCCUUCUAGCCAGAAAUUACAUCUGGAUUAGCAAAAGAAGGGAAACCUCGCCAAAGAUAGCAGGCUUCCUGCAAUACCUCAAAUCAUUCUACCACAUAGAGACCACUGCAGGUCCCAUUUUACCAAAAAAAUGGGAAAAUGUGAGCUCCUUAUUUCAGUAAGCCUUUGAUUUUGUAUACAUUUGUAUAUCUCGAUCCUCUGCUCAUUUUCUCCAGCAUUAACCUGGUGUAUCUUUUGCUUCACAAUCGCUGCCUCUUUAAGACACUUAAGAUAUAAGUGCGUUUACCGUGAAUGUUUGGUUUUGUAAAUGUUGGUUUUGAAGUACAAUUACUAAUUAGAACUGCUUGUAAAUAGUGCAUUGUAGUGCGAGUAGUGAGUAGGUAGUGUUGUAAGUACUGAGUAUUGUAAGUCUUUACAUUGUAAACAGAGUAAGUACCUUAGUCUAUUGUAUUCUAAAUAUUGUAUUGU
Molecule: messenger RNA, 4084 nt
Organism: Porites evermanni
Lineage: Eukaryota; Metazoa; Cnidaria; Anthozoa; Scleractinia; Poritidae
Source: the annotation of a GenBank genome assembly